AUCAUUAGAAAUAGAAACGACUUUGACGAAUAAUGGAAAUGUAUAGUGAAUGUGGCAAUAUUCUUAUUCUUAACAUCACGCCGAAAAAAUAUUUGUAGAAAUAUACUUAUUUUAAUUAUUUAUUAAUAUUGAAAACUUACUACAGAAUUUAAAAAUUUAGUCAUGGCUGAUAUUGAAGAACCUACAGAUAUGGUUGAAGAUUAUGAAGAAGGAGAACCCGGAGAUGAAGCUUUAGAUGAAAUAGAGCAAACUGAAGAAGGGAGUUUUGCAUUAUUGCCUGCAUCUGAGUUGCAACCACAGAAGAAUCAGAAACGUUCAACUACACCAUUUAUGACUAAAUAUGAAAUGGCUCGAGUUCUUGGCACUAGAGCACUCCAGAUAGCAAUGAAUGCCCCAGUUAAUGUUGAACUUGAAGGUGAAACUGAUUCAUUACAAAUAGCCAUGAAAGAAUUAAGAGCACAUAAAAUUCCAAUCAUCAUUAGAAGAUAUUUGCCUGAUGGUAGUUAUGAGGAUUGGGGAGUUGAAGAAUUGAUAAUCAAUGAGUAAUUUGUCUGCAUUACAUCAUCAUAAUUCAUAUUCAUCAUUGCAAAUUUUGUAAAUAUGCAUUAAAAUUAUCACCAUGAAUAAAUUUGUACAUUAUUUGAUUAUUUUAAUAAACACACAUAAAAAAUCCUGCA
Molecule: messenger RNA, 677 nt
Organism: Argiope bruennichi
Lineage: Eukaryota; Metazoa; Arthropoda; Arachnida; Araneae; Araneidae
Product: DNA-directed RNA polymerases I, II, and III subunit RPABC2-like
Exons: 6
Coding region: 163-546 (127 amino acids)
Biological process (GO): DNA-templated transcription
Cellular component (GO): RNA polymerase III complex; RNA polymerase I complex; nucleus
Molecular function (GO): DNA-directed RNA polymerase activity; DNA binding
Source: RefSeq, a predicted model, not a curated record